Tarenaya hassleriana is the source of this 745-nucleotide messenger RNA. Its product is annotated as non-specific lipid-transfer protein-like protein At2g13820. Gene Ontology annotation, biological process: lipid transport. The transcript is spliced from 3 exons. Gene Ontology annotation, molecular function: lipid binding. Lineage: Eukaryota; Viridiplantae; Streptophyta; Magnoliopsida; Brassicales; Cleomaceae. Bases 99 to 629 code for a protein of 176 amino acids. The record is from RefSeq and is a predicted model, not a curated record.
CAGCCAUAGAGAUACACUCAAGAGUCAGAACCACAUCUCUCACUCUCUGUGUCUUGUAUCAUUCAUUUUCUCUCUCUCUCUCUUUGUUGGAACGUGGGAUGGCGUGCAGAGCGAUAACAGCGGCGGUUCUCCUCAUGGCGGCGGUGAUCACCGGCGGAGGAGUAGCGGAGGCGGCGGCGGUGGACUGCUCGACGCUGAUACUGAACAUGGCGGACUGCUUGUCGUUCGUGACGAGCGGGAGCACGGUGGAGAAGCCGGAGGGGACAUGCUGUUCAGGCCUGAAGACGGUGGUCAGGUCUGGUCCCCAGUGUCUCUGCGAGGCAUUCAAGAACAGCGCCUCCCUCGGUGUCACCUUGAACGUCACCAAAGCCUCUACUCUCCCUUCCGUCUGCAAAGUCGCCGCUCCUCCUUCUGCUCGCUGCGCUCUCUCUGUCGUUCCUCCGGCUAGUGCUCCUGGCAAAGCUCCUGCCGUGGCUGCCGGUGCACCCGAAUCAUCGGCCGGAGGGAACAAGGCGGCGCCGGUUGCAGCCCCCGCUCUUGUGCCGGGGAGUUCUACGUCCUCGUCGGUAUCGGUUUCUGCAGUAUCUCUCGUCGUUGGCCUGUUCCUUGGGCUGAUCUCUUGGUUCUGAUGAGUCAUGGAUCGGUUUGGAUCUUUACCACUAUUGAGAUGGUGCUAUUCAUGUACUGAUUUGUUUGGCAAUAUGUUUGUUUGAUUUUGAAAUAGAGUUAUUUCCUUUGGAUUUUU